GACAGCUGUCCACGCUGCCAGCCACGGAGGCACCGUAGCACUAGAUCAGCUUCCGGGAAUCAUCUCGACGGCUGCGACUUGUUCUCAGACGCCCACGGGCACGAGGUUUGGCUCCCAGGCAUCCUGCCGGGCAGACCUGCGGUGGCGCGGGACUCCACCGCAGCUCUGCUCGGCCAUUUGGCUAGCGUCGCCAGCAACUACUGUUAAAUCUGGUUAAGAUGGGUAUAAAGAAGAAGAAAGAAACACAAGUUACUGCAUUAACCAUUUGUCAUCAGGACCUUGAAACUUUGAGAUCUCUGGCUGAUGUGGAAGGGAAAAAUCUAGCUUCCUUGCUGUUACAUUGUGUACAACUCACCGAUGGAGUGUCACAAAUCCAUUAUGUUAAACAGAUUAUUCCUUUACUGGAGAAGGCAAGUAAAAAUGGUGUGUGUGAUCCCACUAUUCAAGGUUGUUUGGAUAUUUUGGCAGGCAUUUAUCUUUCUUUGAGUCUAAAGAAUCCCUUGAAGAAAGUCUUGGCAAGCUCAUUAAAUGGCCUACCUGAUUGUUUUCUAACUGAAGCUAUACAAAGUUUUACUUCCCAUCUUCAAGAAGAACUGAAUACUAGUGAUCUGUACUCUUAUAGGAAAGUGAUUGACAAUAUAUCGUCUUGUUUGGAGAAUUUUAACUUGGGUAAAGCCAGUGUUAAUAAUCUUCUUACAAAUGUGCUGAAUUUUCUGCAGAGGAGUUUAAUCGAAACCUCAGAAGAAAACAGAAAGUUUGCUGGAAAUCAUAUUAUUCAAACGCAGUUGAUGAAUAACUUGUUGGUAGGCAUUAGAGUGUCAGUGAUGCUAAUACAGAAAGUACAAGGUUUCCAGAGAAUUCAUUUGAAGACUUCCAGUUCUGCCAUGUGGCAUAGUAUGUGUGGAUUGCUGGGUAUUUUCACCAAGUUUUUAAGUGAUGAUGAUCUGUUACAGACAAUUCAGAGUACAUGUGGAUUAGCUGUUAUUCUUUUCAUUAAGACUAUGCUUGAUCCACCUGAAAAGAUUCCUGACUUGAUUAGUAGUUUGCUUCUCCGUUCAGUGGACAGCACCAGCAUCCCCGAGUGGUUUUUGAACUGCUGCAGGAGCCUUUGUUGUGCCAGUAUCUCCCAGUCUGCUCUCCUGUUCCUGUGCCAGGGGACACUCAGCAUGUUGGAUUGGCAGGAUGGGAGGAUGGGCCCGAGUGGGGAGACCCUGCUCUUAGAUACUGUGCACGUCCUGUUCACCCUGAGUACACAGAUCAAGGAAUCUACUCUGGAGAUGUUUCUGUCUAGAAUUUUGGCUUCUUGGACUAAUUCAGCCAUACAAGUCCUUGAAUCAGGUUCCCCAAGCCUAAAGGACAAUCUGAAGGGGAAUUCCACCAUAGUUGGGAGACUUUUGGAAUAUGUCUAUACCCACUGGGAACAUCCACUGGAUGCUCUCAGACAUCAAACCAAAAUCAUAUUCAGGAAUCUUCUCCAACUGCACCAGCUCACUGUAGAAGAGUCAGAUUCUGAUUUGGCAUCUGAUCCUUUCAUUAUUGAACUGACUGAGAGUCUCCUGCAACUGGAAUGGCAUAUCAGAGGAAAGUACACGUGCCUUGGCUGCUUGGUGGAUCACAUAGGCAUUGAACCUAUUUUGGCAAUAGCUGAAACUAUUCCAUCACAAAUCUUAGAGGUGAUGGGGGAUCAGUCAUUGGUACCUUAUGCAAGUGACCUCUUGGAAACCAUGUUUAAAAAUCAUAAAAGUCACUUGAAGUCCCAAGCUGUUGACAACACUUGGAUUGAUCAGUGGCAUGAGACUUGGGUUUCUCCUCUCCUUUUUAUACUGUGUGAAGGAAAUCUGGAUCAAAAAUCUUAUGUGAUUGAUUAUUACUUGCCAAAAUUAUUGAAUUGCAGCCCUGAAAGCUUAAGCUACAUGGUGAAGAUUCUCCAGACUUCUGCUGAUGCUAAAAUUGGGUCUUGUAAUAGCAGAGGGGCACUGGGAGCUCUGAUGGCAUGUCUGCGAACAGCCCGAGCCCACGGACAUCUUCAGUCUACAACUGAUACCUGGCGGGACCUUGUGUCCAGUGCAAGAAUAAAGCAAGGCUUAAUUCAUCAGCACUGCCAAGUACGGAUAGACACAUUAGGCUUGCUUUGUGAAAGUAAUCGAAGCACAGAAAUCAUUUCCCCAGAAGAAAUGCAGUGGAUUCAAUUCUUUAUCACAUAUAAUCUUAACAGUCAGUCUCCAGGAGUGCGGCAACAAAUAUGUUCUCUUCUAAAAAAGUUGUUUUAUAGGGUACGGGAAAGUUCUCAGGUACUUUAUAAACUGGAGCAAAGUAAAUCCAAACUUGAACCAGAGAUUGAGCUAACCCAACAGCAUCCUUCUGCUUCUUUACAGCAAUAUCAGACUUUCAUGUCAUCAGUAUGCAACAUUCUUUUUGAAGCAUUGUUUCCUGGCUCUUCCUACUCAACUAGAUUUUCAGCUUUAACCAUCUUAGGUUCAAUAGCUGAUGUUUUUCCUGUACCAGAAGAUGGAGUCCAAACAGUGUACCAUCUGAGUCAUGAUAUUGAUGUUGGUCGUUUCCAAACACUGAUGGAAUGUUUUACCAGCACUUUUGAAGAAGUAAAAAUUUUAGCAUUUGAUCUUCUCAUGAAGUUACCAAAAACUGUUGUGCACUUUCAGGAUUCGGGGAAACUGCAAGACUUAUUCCAGGCAGCUUUGGAGCUCAGCACAAGCACAAAACCGUAUGACUGUGUAACAGCCUCCCACUUGCUAAACUUCUUAAUCUGGCAGGAUGCGCUGCCAUCAUCGCUGUCUGCCUACUUAAAAACUAAGCAGGUUGCUUGUGGAGAUAGAGAUAAACCUGCUUUUGUGGCAGAAAGAAACACAUUAAUGGUUAUCAAAUGCCUGCUGGAAAAUCUGGAGGAAGAAAUAUGUCAGGCUGAAAAUUCUCUGCUUCAAGCAGCCGCGUCAUUUCCCAUGUAUGGGCGUGUCCACUGUAUAAUAGGAGCUUUGCAGAAGUUAUCGCUGAACAACCUGCAGUUCGUGAGCGAGUGGAGACCCGUGGUGGAGCAGCUCCUCUGCGUAUCCUACAGGCUCUCUGCCGUGGUGGCGCCGGUCAUCCAGAGCUCCUCCCCUGAAGGCCUCAUCCCGAUGGACACUGACUCAGACUCAGCAAGCCGCUUGCAGAUGAUUCUGAAUGAGAUUCAGCCACGAGACACUAAUGAUUACUUCAAUCAAGCCAAAAUAUUGAAAGAUUGUGAUACCUUUGAUUUAGAGGACUUGAAUGCUGGUCUACCAAAUACUGGUACUUCUUCAGAAUUCAAAGGUAAAGAAGGAAAAACAUGUGAUGUAACAGCUCAGAUGGUGCUGGUAUGUUGUUGGAGAAGUAUGAAGGAAGUCUCUCUCCUGGUAGGCACACUGUGCCAGCUUCUGCCCAUGCAGUCUGCGCCAGGAGCUCCUGAUGGAUUAUUGACCGUGGAGCAGGUAAAAGAAAUAGGCGAUUACUUUAAACAACACCUCUUACAGUCUAGGCACAGAGGAGCCUUUGAACUGGCUUACACUGGCUUUGUGAAACUCACGGAAAUACUGAACAGAUGCCCUAAUGUGAAUCUGCAGAAACUCCCAGAACAGUGGUUAUGGAGCGUUUUGGAGGAAAUUAAAUGCAGCGAUCCUUCAUCGAAACUCUGCGCUACCAGGCGCAGUGCAGGAAUUCCUUUCUACAUCCAGGCACUGUUGGCGUCUGAGCCGAAAAAAGGCAAAAUGAAUCUGUUGAAAAUAACAAUGAAAGAGUUAAUCUCUUUGGCUGGACCUUCAGAUAUUGUGCAGAGCACAGUCCCUCAGGUUCAUGCUUUAAAUAUCCUCCGAGCCUUGUUCAGAGAUACACGUCUGGGAGAAAAUAUUAUUCCUUAUGUUGCUGAUGGAGCUAAGUCUGCAAUUCUGGGGUUUACAUCACCAGUCUGGGCAGUGAGAAAUUCAUCUACACUUCUCUUUAGUACCUUAAUCACAAGAAUAUUUGGAGUUCAAAGGGGAAAGGAUGAACUGUCCAAAAAAAAUAGAAUGACAGGGAGCGAAUUUUUCUCUCGUUUUCCAGAACUCUAUCCCUUUCUUCUCAAACAGUUGGAAGCUGUAGCCAAUACUGUGGACAGUGAUACCGGGGAGCUCAACCACCAUCCAAGCAUGUUUCUCUUACUUUUGGUGCUGGAGAGACUCUAUCCCUCCCCAAUGGAUGGCACUUAUUCUGCUCUCAGCUUGGCACCGUUUAUUCCCUUCAUUAUGAGAUGUGGCUGCUCACCUGUCUACCGCUCCCGUGAAAUGGCAGCUCGUGCCUUGGUCCCACUUGUUAUGAUAGACGAAAUUCCUAAAACCAUCCAAACUCUGUUGGCCAAACUCCCCAACUGCACUGACCAGUGUUUCCGACAAAAUCAUAUCCACGGGACACUCCUCCAGGUUUUUCAUUUGUUACAAGCCUCCUCAGACUCCAAGUACAGAAUGAAUACAUACUUUCAGCAGGAGCUGGCUGACGUUGCUCUUUGUACCAAAGCCAAACUCUGGCUGGCCAAGAGGCAAAAUCCAUGUUUGGUAACCAGAGCUGUAUAUAUUGACAUUCUUCUCCUGUUGACUGGCUGCCUUGACAAACCUGCAAAAGGCAACCAACCAGUUCUGGAGUGUCAUGGCUUCUGGGAGGAAGCCAAAAGGAUCGUCUCAGAAUCAGAGCUGAUCACGGGAUUCCCCUAUACGUUCAUGGUGCCAGGCUUGCCCCAGUACCUCCAGAGCCUCACCAAACUAGCCAUUGCUUCUGUGUGGGCAGUGGCAGCUCAAGCUGGAGACCAGACUGUGGACGCUCCCAUCUCCUUCCUUCAGCUGUUGGAGUCUUCCUUCCCAGAAGUGCGUCUUCUGACUUUGGAGGCCCUGUGGGAAAAGUUCUCAGUGGCCGCCUCUGGCCUAGGAGAGAAGGGGCUGCCGCCCUUGCUGUGGAACAUGGAAAAGACGUUCUUGGUGUUGGCCAUGAAGGAAAAUCACUCUGAAUGCUUCUGCAAGAUACUGAGAAUUCUACACUGCAUGGAUCCCAGUGAGUGGCUUCCCCAGACGGAGAGCUGUGUCCAUCUCACCCCAAAGGAGUUCUUGAUCUGGACCAUGGAUAUUGCAUCCAAUGAACGGUCUGAAAUUCAAAGUGUAGCGCUGAGACUGGCCUCCAAAGUGAUUGCGCACCACAUACAGACGUGUGAGGAGGCUGGGGACACAGUUGCCCCUGAGCUGAAGCAGUGGGUUCAGCUGGUCGUCUCGUCCUGUGGAGAUCAUCUUCCCACUGAGUCCAGGCUCGCUGCUGCUGAAGUCCUCACCAGUACUACACCACUUUUCCUCACCAACCCUCAUCCCAUUCUUGGACUGCAGGAUACACUCGCUCUUUGGAAAUGUGUCCUCACUCUCCUGCAGAGUGAGGAGCAGACUGUCAGAGACGCAGCCACCGAGACCGUGACAACCGCCGCGUCACAGGAGAACACCUGCCGGUCCACAGAAUUUGCCUUCUGCCAGGUGGAUGCCUCCAUCGCACUGGCUCUGGCCCUCACUGUGUUGUGUGACCUGCUCCAGCAAUGGGACCAACUGGCCUCUGGCCUCCCAGUCCUGCUGGGGUGGCUUUUGGAAGAUGAUGAUGACCUCGCUCUCCGUGUGGAAAACGCGCAUCAGGUGGAGGAAGACUAUCUGUUUGAAAAAGAAGAAGUCAACUUCUGGGCUGAGACCCUGAUCUUCGUGAAGUACCUGAGCAGACACCUCUUCCAUCUCCUCUCCACAUCGGGCUGGCGUCCCCUAGGCCCUGAGAAGCUCUGUCACCUUCAAAGAGGAGCGUCACAGCAGCGCCACCUCCUUGCCCAGCUCUUGAGACAAUUGCCCCCAGCUGCGGUGUUUUUGAAGACAGUGGAGUUCACGAAGCUGCGCAUCAAGGAGGAAAGGACUUUGGCUUGCCUGAGGCUUCUAGACUUUCUGGAAGGAAAAGAAAGCAAGGACACCCCAGUUGUCAGAGCUGCUGACUCUCCUGCAGAAGCGAACCAGUUAAUUCUUCCAAGAACACAGGCGGCUUGUUAAAGAAAGCAGGCUUUUGGGGGGUUGGGGGUUGGAUUAUUCCCCCACCAAAUCUGCCGAAAACAUGUUUAAGAUAAAUUCAAAUAUUUUCUCCCUUUCAUGUCUCCCCCACUUCUUUGAGUCUACUCUUCUGUCCCUUCCUACAGAGGAAUUUUUCUUCAGUUCACUCAUUAAAGGCAGGCAGGUUUAUUGCAGCUACUGUAGGAAGUGAGACUACCACAUUGAAGUUUAUUCUGAUGCCAGGUGCAGGCCACCUGUCGGCCUGAAUUGGCCUUUUGCUCCCCCCGGGACCUCUAGUCCAUAGCCCCUUGCAUUUGUUGUGAAUUGACUAUAGAGAAUUGGGUUUUAACACAAUUUCUCCUACCACCACCCCCUUUUUCUUUUUUCCUUUUCUUUUUUUCUUGCUGGAUAUAGGGGUUGGGUUAAUUGGCAAACUGCCCAUUUGGAUGGAAUUCUAAAUGUAUUCCAAUUUAGCAAUGGCAGGAAUAUGAUCCAAGUGGUGAGUCCUGGGAGGAUUAAGGAUCAACCUUGUACAAAUAAUUUUGUUUUUAUUGUCUGCAUGUGGAAGUUCUGCAUUGACCUACACAUGCCAUCCUACUUAUUAAAGGAGCCACUUAGUGCUCCUACCCCCUGGGAAAGUGUGUGAAUGCUGAGAAAUCCAACUUUGCCACUAGGUGAAAGUGUUAGAAAGAACCUGGAGAAAAUGGAGCCCAAAUAAAUGAUUUAUUU
Messenger RNA from Condylura cristata (star-nosed mole), 6788 nucleotides. It is a transcript of the gene THADA, whose product is annotated as thyroid adenoma associated. The record is from RefSeq and is a predicted model, not a curated record. The transcript is spliced from 38 exons. NCBI's taxonomy places the organism in Eukaryota, Metazoa, Chordata, Mammalia, Eulipotyphla, Talpidae. Gene Ontology annotation, biological process: tRNA methylation. Bases 219 to 6062 code for a protein of 1947 amino acids. Gene Ontology annotation, cellular component: cytosol.